Messenger RNA from Scatophagus argus, 2963 nucleotides. RefSeq names its product syntaxin 3A (gene stx3b). Bases 377 to 1234 code for a protein of 285 amino acids. Lineage: Eukaryota; Metazoa; Chordata; Actinopteri; Scatophagidae. Gene Ontology annotation, cellular component: plasma membrane; endomembrane system; SNARE complex. The transcript has 10 exons. Gene Ontology annotation, biological process: synaptic vesicle fusion to presynaptic active zone membrane; intracellular protein transport; exocytic insertion of neurotransmitter receptor to postsynaptic membrane. Gene Ontology annotation, molecular function: SNARE binding; SNAP receptor activity. The record is from RefSeq and is a predicted model, not a curated record.
AGCCAGAAAAGUGCGUUUUAGAAUGAUUACUGGUGGCCAGCGGAGAGACAGAUUAUACAGCUCGACACAACUGUUGUUUUAAUCCCCUGAGCGGGGAGAUUUAGCAAAGAAAAAGCACUGGUUUUAAACCCACCAGCAGCCAUAUUGUAUGGAAAAGCGACGGAAAGACUCUUUUGUGAAAAAGUCGUUUUCGCAGACACCUCUGUCAAGACUUCUGGGGAGUUUAAUUUUCUUUCUAACUGGCGGUGGGAUUUUGUCGGUCAGCUAGCUUGACAGCUGGCCGAGGAACUUAGAGAUUUGGACUAAUUUUGAGCCAUUUUACACAAUAUUGUGGUUAUCUCUUUGAUUCAGAGGUGUGAAAUUUACUCUCUACAAGAUGAAGGACCGAUUGGAGCAACUUAAAGCGACAUGUGAUCAAGAUGACGACGAGGUGGAGAUUGCUGUGGACAACGCAGCCUUCAUGGACGAGUUCUUCUGUCAGAUUGAGGACAUCAGGAACAGCAUUGAUAAAAUUGAUGAGAAUGUGGCUGAAGUCAAAAAGCUUUACUCUGUGAUCCUGUCUGCUCCCACGUCAGAUCAGAAAACACAGGAUGACUUGGAGGCAAUCACCAAUGACAUUAAGAAGAUGGCCAACAAUGCAAGAAACAAACUCAAGACCAUUGAGAGGAAUCUGGAGUCAGAAGAGCAGGAAAGGGUAUCGGCUGACAUGCGGAUACGUAAAUCACAGCAUGCAGUGCUGUCUAGGAAGUUUGUGGAGGUAAUGACAAAGUAUAAUGAAGCCCAGGUGGACUUCAGGGAGAGGAGUAAAGGGCGUAUUCAACGACAGCUAGAGAUCACUGGAAAAGCAACAACAGAUGACGAACUGGAGGAGAUGUUGGAGAGUGGCAAUGCUGCGGUGUUUACUGCAGGGAUUGUGGACUCUGGGAUCUCUAAACAAGCCCUGAGUGAGAUUGAAGCCAGACACAAAGACAUUGUCCGUCUGGAAAGUAGCAUCAAGGAGCUGCAUGACAUGUUUGUAGACAUUGCCAUGCUGGUGGAGAGCCAGGGUGACAUAGUAGACAACAUAGAGCAGAAUGUAUCCAAGUCAGUGGACCACAUAACUGUGGCCCAGGAACAGACCAAAAAAGCUGUAAGGUACCAGACCAAAGCACGCAAGAAGAUGAUCAUUAUUGGAGUGGUCUGUGCUGUGGUUGCUCUCAUCAUCCUCAUCAUCAUCCUCACACAGACACUAUAACAGGACGACUGCCUUGUUGCCAUCGUCAGUUUAUUCAUCAUCCCCUCCGACCUAUCCUUCAUCAGCUGGCCUGCCAGAAAGAAAAAAAAUAAAACGAUAAUCACUCCAUAUGGAUAUAAUAAUAUUUAACCCACAAAGCUCUACUACUUUUGACCUUUUGGAAAAGGAAGCCCUAUGAGACUUCUGAUAAUUAGUCUGUUUGACUCCCUCAGUUUGAGGAUUCUCUGCUGCAAAAGAGGAAAUGAGACUGAAGCUGACAUGACGUACAAUACCAGUAGUAUCUCUGCGGAGAAGAAAAGGGAAUUGAAAAAUACCUGAUCGUGAUGUCGCUCCAGGUCACAAAACAUUUCGCUGUUCAACACUUGGUGCCAAAGAAUCAACCUGGAAGAGUUUGUCUUCUGAAAUUUAUUCUGAUGUCCAGUAAGUCUGACUUGUGAAGCCUCGUAGAAGCACCUCACUUCUCGUAUCAUUGUUUCUUGCCUUAAUGAGCCUUGACACACUUUGCAAUUGAAAAGCUAGCUACUGUAUGUUCACUGUAUCGAAAUUAUGUUGUUCUUUUGGGAGUCCUGCACUUUCACAUUUCAGUGUGUUACAAUGUCUUAUGUCUGUAAUUAAGUUUAGACAAUCGUGUAAAUAGCAGAAUUAUUAUUCUGUUUGUUAUUGAUGUCUAGCCAUGAAUAUGGCUCAGUUCUUUAACUUGAAGAGGGCUGGUGCUCUCACUUAUGAUUUUUCAGUUUAGAGAGCCCAGUGGUUUUAAAUGUUAAGGAUGGUGAAACUCAUGGACAGGUCGAGCUAAGACAAGAAAACAAGCAAAAAGAUAGAAGAGACAGGCUGUGGGGAUAAAGACGCAUUCCUUGCUUGGAGAUUUAUCUGAACAUUUUAACAUCCGGAAGAAAUGCCUGAUAAUUUGUUCUAUGUCUUUGCUAACCUUUUACAAUGUUGCAAUGCAAAUUUAUACGUAUAUGGACAUGAUUGUUUCCCAUAUUAAAAUGCUGUCAAAACAUUUUAAAUGCCAAGGGGGUGUAAAGAGAUAUCGGUAGUAACACUACCUUUUUCCCUGUAAGUGCCAGAAUAAUCUUUGUAUUUAUUGUAUUUUUUUCAUGACGCGUCGCUAAUAAAGUCACACAUACAGGAUGUGGUGGAAAUUUGACAAUCUAACAUAGAGUAGAGUCUCCCUGACUGGUGGCUUUUUACUAAUGUGAGAUGCUUUUCUUGACAUAUUCUAAGUCUCUCAUUAUUUCUACUGUAAACAUACAUCUUAGUUAACUUUAUUAGCAGCUGUCUGACACUAAUGUGUUCUAAUACAGCAGCCUUACAAUAAAUCCUUUUCUCUUGAAGGUUAUAAUGUUCGGUUUUGUUUGCCAGCAUCAGAGACAUGUUGGUUAAACUUAAUGGAUUUUGGAGACUGUAGUUUCUAGUAUUUUGAAUGGUCUUGCGUUAUAUUUCAGGGAUUUUUGACCUCAAACAAAAUAUUGGAAGUAUUUUCUGGUACUAUUAACAGUACAACAUAAACACUGAGUACAACCUCCAAAAAGACUACUGUUGAAACAGUGGGUAUCUUGGACAGUUUCAUUUAAUUUCUCUAGUUUUAGCCCCGUUUUUUUCCAAUAAAUGCAAUGAAGAAGAAGAAUGAAGAAUCUGAGCAUAAACUUUAUCUCUUCCUGAUAUGUUACAUGUCUGAUAUCUUGCAUUAUAUGAAUGUAUGUUAAUAAACCAAACCAUAUUAAGA